CCACGCCCCCCGAGCGUUCCAGGACUGGCGCGCGGCGUCGGGGGUGGAACCCUCCUCGUGACCUUUCACCCCAGCAUGGCUGCGCCCGUGGGACUGGUGAAGUUCUGGCGACCGGGUACAGAGGGGCCGGGCGUUAGCAUCUCUGAAGAGAGACCGAGUCUUGCCGAGAAUUCUGGGACCACCAUUGUUUACAACCCCUAUGCUGCCCUUUCAAUAGAGCAGCAGAGGCAGAAGCUGCCGGUGUUCAAGCUUAGGAACCACAUUUUGUACUUGAUAGAAAACUACCAGACCGUGGUGAUUGUUGGCGAGACAGGCUGCGGGAAGAGCACGCAGAUCCCGCAGUACCUGGCGGAAGCUGGCUGGACGGCGGAGGGGAGAGUGGUGGGAGUGACCCAGCCUCGGAGAGUGGCCGCUGUCACUGUUGCAGGGAGAGUGGCUGAGGAAAGGGGUGCAGUGCUGGGCCAUGAAGUGGGCUACUGCAUCCGUUUUGACGACUGCACCCACCCGCAGGCUACGAGGAUCAAGUUUCUUACUGAUGGGAUGCUGGUCAGAGAGAUGAUGGUUGACCCACUGUUAACAAAAUACAGUGCCAUCAUGCUGGAUGAAGCUCACGAGAGGACCUUGUACACUGACAUUGCCAUUGGCUUGCUGAAAAAGAUCCAGAAAAAGCGAGGGGAUCUCCGUCUUAUCGUGGCCUCGGCUACUCUGGAUGCAGAGAAAUUUCGAGAUUUCUUUAAUCAGAAUGAAACCAGUGACCCAUCCCGGGAUACGUGUGUGAUCCUGACAGUGGAAGGGCGAACAUUUCCGGUGGAUAUCUUUUAUCUUCAGAGUCCUGUGCCAGAUUACAUCAAAUCGACUGUGGAAACUGUGAUGAAAAUUCAUCAGACUGAGGCGGAUGGAGACAUAUUAGCAUUUCUUACUGGCCAGGAAGAGGUAGAAACUGCCGUGUCUAUGCUGAUGGAGGAGGCUCGGGCACUUGCGCGCACUGGUAUGAAGAAACACCUCCGUGUCCUCCCCAUGUACGCAGGGCUGCCUUCGUUUGAGCAGAUGAAAGUGUUUGAAAGGGUGUCACGCAGUGUCCGGAAGGUGAUUGUGGCCACCAAUGUGGCAGAGACCUCCAUCACCAUCAGCGGCAUCGUGUAUGUGAUCGACUGUGGCUUCAUGAAGCUCCGGGCCUACAAUCCCAGGACAGCGAUUGAGUGCUUAGUGGUGGUGCCGGUGUCCCAGGCCUCAGCCAACCAGCGAGCUGGACGAGGAGGGCGCAACCGCUCAGGAAAGUGUUACCGUCUUUAUACAGAGGAAGCCUUUGACAAGCUGCCCCCGUCCACCGUCCCCGAGAUGCAGCGGAGCAAUCUGGCCCCCGUCAUCCUGCAGCUGAAGGCGCUGGGGAUCGACAACGUCCUCAGGUUCCACUUCAUGUCGCCGCCACCAGCACAGUCGAUGGUGCAAGCUCUGGAGUUACUCUACGCACUGGGAGGUUUGGACAAAGAUUGUCGCCUCACUGAACCACUAGGCCUGAGGAUAGCAGAGUUUCCUUUGAAUCCCAUGUUUGCCAAAAUGCUCCUUGAAUCAGGAAACUUUGGCUGUUCUCAGGAAAUUCUAAGUAUCGCUGCCAUGAUGCAGAUCCAGAAUAUCUUUGUGAUCCCCUCCAACCAGAAAUCUCAGGCCAUUCGAAUGCACCGAAAAUUUGCUGUGGAGGAGGGCGACCAUCUCACCAUGCUCAACGUGUAUGAAGCAUUUAUUAAACACAACAAGAAUUCCCAGUGGUGUCAGGAACACUUCCUGAAUUACAAGGGUCUCAUGAGAGCCGCAACUGUGAGAGAGCAAUUGAAGAAGCUUCUGGCAAAGUUUCAGGUGCCCAAGACAUCUAGCAAAGGUGACCCUGACCCGGUGCUGAGGUGCAUCGUCUCGGGAUUCUUUGCCAACGCAGCCAGGUUCCAUUCUACUGGGGCUUACAGGACCAUCCGCGACGACCACGAGCUGCACAUCCACCCAGCGUCGGUCCUCUACGCGGAGAAGCCGCCCCGCUGGGUCCUCUACAAUGAAGUCGUACAGACCUCCAAGUAUUACAUGAGGGACGUGACUGCCAUUGAGUCUGCGUGGCUGCUGGAGCUGGCUCCACACUUCUACCAGCAAGGAACGCACCUGUCUCUGAAAGCCAAGAAGGCCAAGGUCCAGGACCAGUGAACAGAGCUCAGCAACAGACUCCGGGACUACUGGCUGCAGUCCCCUGCCCCACGCAGGAGCUGGCCCUGGACCGCCCGGGACCUGCAGCUGCUCUGCAGUGGGCCAUGGCCUUCUGUGAACUCCUUCCUGCCUGCCCACCUCAGACUCGUACUCCUUGCCGGCAUUCUGGAGGAGUCUGUGCAUGGGCAGGUGUCCCACGCUAGCACAUCCUCAGCCUGCUCACGGCCUCCGUGUGGCCCC
Messenger RNA from Ochotona princeps (American pika), 2427 nucleotides. RefSeq names its product DEAH-box helicase 35 (gene DHX35). The record is from RefSeq and is a predicted model, not a curated record. The transcript has 22 exons. Bases 76 to 2187 code for a protein of 703 amino acids. Gene Ontology annotation, molecular function: RNA binding. Lineage: Eukaryota; Metazoa; Chordata; Mammalia; Lagomorpha; Ochotonidae. Gene Ontology annotation, cellular component: catalytic step 2 spliceosome; intracellular anatomical structure.